Messenger RNA from Raphanus sativus (radish), 1021 nucleotides. RefSeq names its product tryptophan synthase alpha chain. Lineage: Eukaryota; Viridiplantae; Streptophyta; Magnoliopsida; Brassicales; Brassicaceae. Gene Ontology annotation, cellular component: cytosol; chloroplast. The transcript is spliced from 8 exons. Gene Ontology annotation, molecular function: tryptophan synthase activity. Gene Ontology annotation, biological process: L-tryptophan biosynthetic process. The coding region runs from base 66 to 896 and encodes 276 amino acids. The record is from RefSeq and is a predicted model, not a curated record.
CAAAAUCAAUUACUCGCGCUAGUUAGUGAGUAGUGACUGACAUUCAUCAUCUUCGAAAAAUCGCAAUGGAUCUUCCCAACAACCCUCCCACAACAACAGUGGGUCUAUCAGAGACUUUCGCUAGGUUAAAGUCACAACGCAAAGUGGCUCUGAUUCCAUAUAUCACAGCUGGUGAUCCAGAUCUUUCCACAACAGCUAAAGCUCUCAAAGUGCUCGGCUCCUGUGGCUCCGACAUUAUCGAACUCGGUGUUCCUUACUCUGACCCUUUAGCCGAUGGUCCAGCAAUCCAGGCUGCUGCGAGACGUUCUUUGCUUAAAGGAACCAACUUUAACUCCAUUAUCUCCAUGCUUAAAGAGGUUAUUCCUCAGUUAUCUUGUCCUAUUGCACUGUUUACGUAUUACAACCCUAUUCUAAGGCGAGGGAUCGAGAACUACAUGACGAUCAUCAAGGAUGCUGGAGUUCAUGGGCUUCUUGUCCCUGAUGUUCCACUCGAAGAGACUGAGACUCUGCGGAAGGAAGCUCAAAAGCAUCAGAUUGAACUUGUACUACUCACAACACCCACAACCCCGAAAGAACGAAUGAAUGCCAUUGUUGAAGCAUCCCAAGGAUUCAUCUAUCUUGUAAGUUCAGUAGGAGUAACUGGUACGAGAGAGUCUGUUAACGAACACGUUCAGUCUCUUCUACAACAGAUCAAAGAGGCUACAAGCAAGCCAGUCGCUGUUGGAUUUGGCAUAUCCAAACCUGAGCAUGUGAAACAGGUAGCUGAGUGGGGAGCUGAUGGAGUCAUUGUAGGAAGCGCAAUGGUAAAGAUAUUGGGAGAGGCUGAGUCACCUGAGCAAGGACUUAAGGAGCUUGAAGUCUUCACUAAGUCUUUAAAGUCUGCUCUUGACUCUUGAAUACAAACACCAAUGGCAAUCUUCUAUUAUUUCAAUCCAAAAGGAAUCGGAUGGUGUUACCAUUGAUUCUCAAUAAUAUAACAAUUAUCUCCAAAUAAAAAUCAAGAGUUAUACAUUUAUUGAAA